AUGUUUAUUAUUUGCGGCUACCUAGUUGACCAAAGCAGAAGCAGUGGCAGACUCGUAUUUCCAGGUUGGAGGCAAGACAGCAACAGUUCUGUAGUAUCUGGCCAAUCUGUGGAUUCUAGACUCGAUCAAAAUAAGUCUGAACUUGGAGUCCUUGUCCUUUCUGUUUCUCUCAAGGUGCUUUCUAACGGAAACAGCCUUCUUGAUCAAGAAGUACAAGUCCUCUGGGAUCUCUGGAGCAAGACCGUUGGACUUGAGAAUUCUCAUAAUCUUGUUACCGGUGAUCACCUUGGCUUGGUUAACACCGUGAGCGUCUCUCAAAAUAACACCAAUCUGAGAAGGGGUAAGACCCUUUCUGGCGUACUUCACGAUCUGCUCAACAACAUCGUCAGAAGACAAUUUGAACCAAGAUGGAACGUUUCUCGAAUAAUAAAAAAUAAAUUAAUUAUUUAUGAUUUAGCUCAAUCCGGCCAGGUCUGCUUCCUCCUCUGCGGUGGCGCGCUUCUUCAGCACCAAGUCGUGGCCAGUGACACGCUUGUAGAUGUCUUUGACGUCGUCGGUGGUGGACUCGAAAUGGGACGAAGGGUCGUACGACUUGGAGAUAUAGAUAUGGUCCUUGGACCCGUCCUCCAAUGGCUCGUACAACUCGGCAAUGCCCAUCAGAACGUCCUUGGUUGCGCCGAUGAUCUUGAAUGCGGGCUCCAGCUCCAGGUGAGGCUUGUCUGUCUCGAUGAUGGUGGAGAUGAUGGCCAGGUAGUAGCCCUUGGCACUAAUGUUGUGGGCCGAGGAAAUGGUGGCAAUGUAGAUGUCGUUUUUCCGGCCCACCUGGUUCUGCGGGAUGAUGAUCUGCGCAGAGUCCGCGUCGGACGUGUUUGGGAUCGGGUGGUCCAAAAUGCACAUGGCUCUGAUCACCUUCUGGCCCGUGGCCUUGACCUUCUCUGGGAAAUAGGUUGGGUCUGCAAUCACAACCGGUGCUCUGGCAGUUCCUUCUUUGGUCUUGACACCAACAAACUUGCCAUCUUCGUACAACACCUCGUCAAUUGGCGUGUCCAGCAUGAAAGUUCCGCCGUAGAUCGCAGACAGUCUGGCAAAUCCUUGUGGAAGCUCGCCCAGUCCGUACAAUGGGUAAAUGUAUGGCGAUUUGCCGUAUCUGGCAACAGAACCAAGAUACAGCACAAUUCUGUCGUACGUUUCUCUGGCCGGCUCGUUCAAGUACUCAUCGUUGGGCCAAAGAGCCAUGGCGUGGCCAAUGAAGUCCUUGGUUCCCCGCUCGAGUCCGUACUUGUUGUACACCUCGUCCAUGGUGGUCUUGUCGAGAUCCACUCCACCAUGGGUAGAUUGCUCGUCCUCGUUGUACUUGAUGAUAAACUCCAGGAAAUUCUUCAUUCUUCUCUUCUCAAAGAAUCCCAUCAACGGAGACGAGAUCGCCUCUGUCUGGUUGGAAGGAACUUUCGCAAUACGACCCCCGCGGUACACAUAAGAGCCAUGAAUCUGCUUAAACUCCAUGUAACGGGUGACAUCGGUGUGAACAAGAAUGUUAGUAAGCUCACCGUUCGACAUCAAAAACUUGGGAAUCAAAUCAACACACCAGUCUCUGUCUUUGCCGAACUGGUCUGCAUACGGCUUGCUUGGCUUGAACUUGGAGUACAACUGGGUAAGGUUCAAAGAAGCGCUUUCUCCUCCAUAAUCCCAACCUCGGUACCAAAACCGUAUCUGAAACCAUCGGCGAACCUGGUGGAGCAGUUCCAGUACACGCCGGCCGAGUCGAUUCCCGCCAGGAACUUGUCAGCAACGGUUUUGUUCUCGGUGACAAUACAGUCGGUGUGUUUGGACGAGUGCGAGUUGAUGUGCGAAAUGGCCUCUUCCACCGACUGGACCGUCUUGACGGCCACGUCCAGCGACAAGAACUCCUUGGAGAAGUCUGUUUCGGUCGCCAGAACAGUGUCCUUAUCCUCCUUCUGGAUGGCGUUUUUAGGGACUUUUGUCUCGGUAUCAAGAGUACUGUUAAUCACGUUGGCCAUUGCUUGGAACGUGUUCAACGACUCCUUGCCUCCUUUUAAGAUUGCAGCGUUUCCAGACUUGAUGGCCAAAGCGGUGAUGUUGGCGAUCACCUCGGGCCGACUCUCGAAAAUGAUCAGCAACACUCCAACCGGACAGGUGAGCCUGGUCAAGGUUAAGCCGUCGUCGAGCUCGGUUUGCAACGUGAUCUUGUUCAAUGGGUCUUCCAGAUUCGACACGUCAAGAACUCCCUCGCACAUGGAGUCGUACUUGCCGUUUUUCGAGAGAUCGAGUCGCUUGAUCAACGAGGAGGAGAGAUGGUUUGCCUCUGCGAGCUCCAUGUCCUUUCUGUUGGCAGCGAGGAUCUCGUCCUUGGCAGCCUCGAGCCCCUCUUUGAUCUUGUACAACGCGAGCGACCGCUCCUUGUCGGAGAGCGUUUUCAGGGUGGUUGACGCCAGAUGCGCCUGUUUGGCAAUGGCUUCAGACAUGAACAAGAGUCACUGGAGAAAAUAUUUUUUUUCCAUCGGGCGGCGGGGUAAGCGAUUACAUAAGCGGGCUUCAAACUCGGUUGGGCUUGCAAAGAAACGAGGAAAAUGGGCUUGCGGGGCCCUGAGCACGGCCUUGGGCUCUUGGCGAUGGGAGCUGCCGUGGUUUUGGACCUGGUGGAAAACUGGAGGGCCUGCUGAAGCGGUGAAGAGCUAG
Messenger RNA from Ogataea philodendri, 2697 nucleotides. RefSeq lists its product as uncharacterized. The record is from RefSeq and is a predicted model, not a curated record. Lineage: Eukaryota; Fungi; Ascomycota; Pichiomycetes; Pichiales; Pichiaceae. The transcript has 4 exons. Bases 1 to 2697 code for a protein of 898 amino acids.